Messenger RNA from Aphanomyces invadans, 444 nucleotides. RefSeq lists its product as hypothetical. Bases 1 to 444 code for a protein of 147 amino acids. The transcript has a single exon. NCBI's taxonomy places the organism in Eukaryota, Oomycota, Saprolegniomycetes, Saprolegniales, Verrucalvaceae. The record is from RefSeq and is a predicted model, not a curated record.
AUGAGGCAAGGCGACGUGUAUUUGCACAAUGCCCCGGCCCUACCGAAGAAUCUGACGUUCAAGGGAACCACCAAGGAAGAGAAGCAGGUUUUUAUGGUUGUGUACAAUGUGUGGAUCAGCCAGACGAACACCCUGACUGCCAACGGGGCGCGACAGUUGAUCAUGCCGGUGAACGCAUGUAUCGAGCCCGGGACGAAACAGUGGAUCGCCGAAUGGGACAUGGGGAAGGAUCCCGACGACGUAUCCGAGGGCGAAUGGGUCGCCUGGUUCAUGCAAGGCUACGAUAUCGACCUUCGGGCCCUGGAUACUUUAAAGAAACGAAUCAAGUCCGCCGUCGUUUUUGACAUGUCAAUCCCGGACGCGGACUCCAGGAUCAGACGUAUGUUGGAUGGCCUAGCCGCUGCUAUCCACCGGCACCGUCAAGAAUGGGUGAUCCGGGAAUAA